Molecule: messenger RNA, 1594 nt
Organism: Gadus morhua (Atlantic cod)
Lineage: Eukaryota; Metazoa; Chordata; Actinopteri; Gadiformes; Gadidae
Gene: dkk2
Product: dickkopf WNT signaling pathway inhibitor 2
Exons: 4
Coding region: 782-1555 (257 amino acids)
Biological process (GO): multicellular organism development; negative regulation of canonical Wnt signaling pathway
Cellular component (GO): extracellular region
Molecular function (GO): co-receptor binding; receptor antagonist activity
Source: RefSeq, a predicted model, not a curated record
AAAUCACCCUCAAAUUUCUCCAUCUACCUUUGUUAAUUUGAUAUGCCCUUGGUUCUAUAAAACACGUUCUGUGUUAAUACCAGUCAAUAAACCAUGCGUAGUUGGUAACGCUCUGUGACUACUUGCUCAAGCACCAAAAGAAAAAGAAAAAAUACCCCCAAAAAUCCGAAACAAUAAAAUAUCUCUAUAUAUAAAACGAAUUUAGUUCCCAAUUAAUCCACGCAGUGUAGACCUUUAUAGUUUAUAGUCCCCCUCUCACAGACCCCUGGAGCCGGUGUGCUGCACGGUGCUCGCUGCAGCACACAGAUCGGGUUCAGUCUUUGUCAGUGUGAAUGGGGGCGGAGGAAGCGAAGCCAUUAGAAUCCUAUAAAAAGAAAGUAUCCGACAUCACAAAGUAUCAAGCUCCAUCACCACAAGCACCUAGGCCAGAUACGGACCGCUGGAAACCACUUUGCAAAAAUCUAUCCUAACCGUCAGUCCAUCAUCCAAUUUAUUUUUCUUUAAUUUAUAUUUUUUUCAACGGAAACAGCUAGGAUAAUUUCUUAACCGUCGACGGUACUUUCAGAAAAGUAUUAUUAUAUCCAUGGCAGUCUUGGGUUUAUUUAAUUAAUUUACCAAAACCAUCGAAGUUGAAAAACUUUUCAGCCAACCGGUAAACUUUUACGCAUGGACGCUGCGAGAACGCGCACCGCUCCGAGAUCGUCGGUGCUCGUAAAGUGAGCGCUGAGGUGUGCUCCUUGAACCUUUCCUACCUUCUCGGCACUCCACGUCUUUUUGAAGGAUGCUCGCUUUCCCUCGGAGUAGAUGGUGGUGGUUUGUACUGGCGCUCCUCGUGGCCACGGUGCGGACGGGGACGUCCCAGAGACCAGAAGCGCGCUCCAAGGCCAACUCCAUCAGGUCGGCGUUGUUGGAAGAGGCGCACCCCACGCCGGGGACCAACCACACCGGGACCCUUCACAGCGCAGGGAUCCCCAAGAAGCACAACGUCCUCACACAGGCGUAUCCGUGCAGCAGUGACAAGGAGUGCAGCCUGGGCAGCUACUGCCAGAGCCCCCAGCAGGCCCCCUCCAGAUGCCUCACCUGCCGCAGGAGGAAAAAGCGUUGCCAUAGAGACGCCAUGUGUUGCCCCGGAAACCGCUGCAGCAGCUACAUCUGCGUCCCCGUCUCGGAGAGCGUGCUGUCCCAGCACAUCUCGCCCCUGGGCGACCACAAUAAGCUCUCCACCAAGGAGCACGGCUGGAGGAGGAACGGGAAGACGAACGGGAAGACGAAUGGGAAGACACAGCCCAAGCAUUCCCUCAAAGGCCACGAGGGCGACCCCUGCCUGCGCUCGGCCGACUGCUCCGAGGGCUUCUGCUGCGCACGCCACUUCUGGACCAAGAUCUGCAAGCCUGUGCUGCGGCAGGGCGAGGUGUGCACCAAGCUCCGCAAGAAGGGCUCCCACGGCCUGGAGAUCUUCCAGCGCUGCGACUGCGCCAAGGGACUCUCCUGCAAGGUGUGGAGGGACGCCACGUCCUCCUCCAAGUCCCGCCUGCACAUGUGCCAGAAGGUCUGAAGAAGGAGGGAGGGGGGGGGAGAGGGGGGAGUGAGGAGU